This is a messenger RNA of Cygnus olor (mute swan), 12557 nucleotides long. It is a transcript of the gene COL12A1, whose product is annotated as collagen type XII alpha 1 chain. Lineage: Eukaryota; Metazoa; Chordata; Aves; Anseriformes; Anatidae. Gene Ontology annotation, molecular function: protein binding. The transcript has 66 exons. The record is from RefSeq and is a predicted model, not a curated record. Gene Ontology annotation, biological process: endodermal cell differentiation. Bases 285 to 9482 code for a protein of 3065 amino acids.
GCGGAUCCCCUUCCCUCGCUGGAGCAGAGCGGCGCAUAUAUCAUCCGGUGGCAGCAGUCCACCUUCCCUGCAGUUUCGUAACCGCUUACGAGGGUAAAUUGAGCGUUGGGAACAGCCCUCUAUUAAGGAGCAGAUUGAGAAGAGGCUCUUCCCACUUGGAGGAGGCAAGUCUUCCCCGACGGACCCCGCACGCCGGCCGGGAGCUACGCCGAGCGAGCCGCCGCUGCUACGCGCCGCUCCCUCCACCAGAUUCAUUCAUGUUGUUGUGAGCCGAAAGGUCAGAAAUGAAGACAGUGCUGUGCUCGGCGGUGGCUGCGCUGUGUGCAGCCGCCCUCCUCUCCUCCAUCGAGGCUGAAGUUAAUCCACCGUCAGACUUGAAUUUUACAAUUAUAGAUGAACAUAAUGUUCAAAUGUCAUGGAAAAGGCCACCAGAUGCAAUAGUGGGUUACAGGAUAACUGUUGUUCCUACAAAUGAUGGACCAACUAAAGAAUUUACUCUUUCACCUAGCACUACCCAAACUGUCUUAUCAGAUCUUAUACCUGAUAUAGAGUAUGUUGUAUCAAUAGCUUCAUAUGAUGAGAGAGAGGAGAGUCUACCUGUUUUUGGCCAACUGACAAUUCAGACAGGUGGUCCAGGGAUACCAGAGGAAAAGAAGGUUGAGACUCAAUUACAAAGAUGCUCCAUAAGUGCAACAACAGAUUUAGUUUUCCUGGUAGAUGGUUCAUGGAGUGUAGGGAGAAAUAACUUCAGAUAUAUUCUGGACUUCAUGGUUGCCCUCAUAUCAGCUUUUGACAUUGGGGAAGAAAAGACAAGAGUUGGAGUUGUUCAGUACAGUUCAGAUACGAGAACAGAGUUCAAUUUAAAUCAGUAUUUCAGAAGAAGUGAUCUUAUUGAUGCAAUUAAAAGGAUACCUUACAAAGGUGGCAACACAAUGACAGGUGAGGCUAUUGAUUACCUGGUUAAAAACACCUUCACCGAGUCUGCUGGAGCAAGAAAAGGCUUUCCCAAAGUAGCAAUUGUCAUUACGGAUGGAAAAGCUCAAGAUGAAGUUGAAAUUCCUGCAAGAGAGCUUCGCAAUGUAGGAGUUGAAGUCUUUUCUUUGGGAAUCAAAGCAGCAGAUGCGAAAGAACUCAAGCUAAUUGCAUCUCAGCCUUCACUGAAACAUGUCUUCAAUGUGGCUAAUUUUGAUGGAAUUGUAGAUAUACAGAAUGAAAUCAUCUUGCAAGUGUGCUCUGGUGUUGAUGAACAGCUGGGUGAAUUGGUUAGUGGAGAAGAAGUGGUGGAGCCUCCUUCAAAUCUAGUAGCUGCUCAGAUCUCCUCAAAAUCUGUUAGGAUCACUUGGGAUCCAUCCACAAGUCAAAUAACUGGCUACCGGGUACAGUUCAUUCCAAUGAUAGCUGGUGGAAAACAACAUGCACUGAAUGUGGGUCCUCAGACUACUGCUCUGAAUGUUAAAGAUCUCUCUCCAGACACAGAGUAUCAAAUUAAUGUUUUUGCAAUGAAAGGACUGACCCCCAGUGAGCCAAUAACUAUAAUGGAAAAAACACAACAAGUAAAAGUUCAAGUGGAAUGCUCACGUGGUGUGGAUGUAAAAGCUGAUGUUGUGUUUUUAGUGGAUGGCUCCUACAGCAUUGGUAUCGCCAAUUUUGUUAAAGUAAGAGCCUUUUUGGAAGUGUUAGUUAAAAGCUUUGAGAUAUCGCCUCGAAAAGUACAGAUAAGUCUUGUCCAGUACAGCAGAGACCCCCAUAUGGAGUUUUCUUUGAACAGAUACAACCGAGUGGAAGAUAUAAUUCAGGCUAUUAACACCUUCCCCUACAGAGGUGGAUCUACCAACACAGGCAAAGCGAUGACAUACGUGAGGGAAAAAGUAUUUGUUACCAGCAAAGGAUCAAGACCAAAUGUGCCAAGAGUCAUGAUUCUUAUUACUGAUGGAAAAUCAUCAGAUGCUUUUAAAGAACCAGCAAUAAAGCUGAGGGAUGCAGAUGUAGAAAUCUUUGCAGUUGGUGUGAAGGAUGCAGUGCGUACAGAGUUAGAAGCAAUUGCAUCACCUCCUGCUGAAACCCAUGUUUACACAGUGGAAGAUUUUGAUGCUUUCCAAAGAAUAUCAUUUGAGCUUACACAGUCUGUCUGCCUACGGAUUGAGCAGGAACUUGCUGCUAUAAGGAAAAAAUCUUACAUACCUGCAAAGAAUAUGGUCUUUUCUGAUGUAACAUCUGACAGUUUCAAAGUGAGCUGGUCUCCAGCUGGAUCUGAGGUUUUGUCCUAUCUCAUUAAAUAUAAAGUAGCAGUCAGUGGAGAUGAAUUCAUUGUUUCGGUACCAGCUUCAAGUACUAGCUCAGUUCUCACCAACUUGCUACCUGAGACUACUUAUGCUGUCAGUGUGAUAGCUGAAUAUGAAGAUGGUGAUGGCCCUCCUUUGGAUGGAGAGGAAACCACCUUAGAAGUUAAAGGUGCUCCUCGAAACUUAAGGAUAACAGAUGAAACUACUGAUAGCUUUAUGGUUGGCUGGACUCCAGCUCCAGGAAAUGUUUUACGGUACAGGCUUGUAUAUAGACCACUUACUGGAGGAGAAAGGAGACAAGUGACUGUCUCAGCAAAUGAAAGAUCAACUACUCUACAGAACUUGAUUCAAGAUACAAGAUACGAAGUGUCCGUUAUUGCUGAGUAUCAGUCUGGGCCUGGGAAUGCUCUGAAUGGAUAUGCAAAAACUGAUGAAGUUCGAGGAAAUCCAAGAAAUCUGCAAGUUUCUGAUGCUACAACAUCAACAAUGAAGCUGUCUUGGAGUGCUGCUCCUGGAAAAGUGCAGCAGUACUUUAUAACUUACACACCAGUUGCAGGAGGUGAAACUAAGGAAUUGACUGUGAAAGGUGAUACUACCUCUAAAGUGCUGAAAGGCUUAGAUGAAGCCACUAGGUAUGCAUUGACUGUGUCUGCCUUGUAUGCCUCUGGAGCAGGAGAGGCCCUUUCUGGAGAGGGAGAAACACUUGAAGAACGUGGUUCACCUCGUAAUUUGGUUACCACAGACAUAACUGACACUACAGUUGGGUUAUCAUGGACACCAGCUCCAGGAGCAGUUAAUAACUAUAGGAUAGUAUGGAAAUCACUUUAUGAUGAUACAAUGGGAGAGAAGAGAGUCCCUGGAAACACAGUGGAUGCAGUGCUGGAAGGCUUGGAGCCAGAGACUAAAUACAGGAUUUCAGUAUAUGCAACCUACAGCAGUGGAGAAGGAGACCCUGUAGAAGGAGAGGCUUUUACUGACGUGUCACCAAAUGCCAGGAUUGUGACAGUAGACAACGAGACAGAGAAUACAAUGAGAGUUACAUGGCAGCCUUCACCUGGGAAAGUCUUGUCUUACCGUGUGUACUACCGACCGCGCAAUGGAGGAAGGCAGAUGUUUGGAAGAGUAAAUGCUCCUGCCACAAGCAUAGUGUUGAAGAGACUUAAGCCUCGAACUACAUAUGACCUCAGUGUUGUUCCAAUUUAUGACUUUGGACAAGGAAAAUCAAGAAAAGCAGAAGGAACAACAGCCUCUCCCUUUAAGCCACCUCGAAAUCUGAGAACUUCUGAUUCAACUAUGUCCAGCUUCAGAGUAACCUGGGAGCCAGCCCCAGGGCGAGUGAAGGGGUACAAAGUAACUUUCCACCCAACUGAAGAUGACAGGAAUCUUGGAGAACUAAUAGUAGGACCAUACGACAGCACAGUGGUUUUGGAGGAACUCAGGGCAGGAACUACCUAUAAGGUAAAUGUUUUUGGAAUGUUUGAAGGAGGAGAGAGCAACCCACUUGUUGGACAGGAGAUGACCACCCUUUCAGAUACUACUACGGAGCCAUUUUUAUCUAGAGGUUUAGAAUGUAGAACCAGAGCAGAAGCUGAUAUUGUGCUGCUGGUGGAUGGCUCAUGGAGUAUUGGGCGGCCAAAUUUUAAAACUGUCAGGAACUUCAUAGCCCGUAUCGUUGAAGUUUUUGAUAUUGGUCCUGACAAAGUACAGAUUGGUCUUGCGCAGUAUAGUGGAGAUCCCAGGACAGAAUGGAAUCUGAAUGCUUACCGAACAAAACAAGCUUUGUUAGAGGCUGUAGCCAACUUACCAUACAAAGGAGGCAAUACUCUAACGGGAAUGGCCUUGGAUUUCAUCUUAAAAAACAACUUCAGGCAAGAUGCAGGCUUACGGCCCAGAGCUCGCAAAAUUGGUGUUCUCAUUACUGAUGGCAAAUCACAAGAUGAUGUAGUCACCCCUUCAAGAAGACUCAGAGAUGAGGGAGUGGAACUUUAUGCAAUUGGUAUUAAAAAUGCAGAUGAAAAUGAAUUGAAGCAGAUUGCAACGGAUCCAGAUGACAUCCAUGCUUACAAUGUUGCAGAUUUCUCCUUCCUGGCUAGCAUUGUUGAGGAUGUAACUACGAAUCUGUGUAACAGUGUGAAAGGUCCAGGUGAUUUGCCACCUCCCUCUAACCUAGUUAUUUCAGAAGUGACACCCCGUUCUUUCCGUCUGAGAUGGAGUCCACCUCCUGAGAGUGUUGAUAGAUACAGAGUUGAAUAUUACCCUACCACUGGAGGUCCCCCUCAACAGUUUUAUGUAAGUAGGAUGGAAACUACAACAGUUCUGAAAGAUCUGAAACCUGAAACAGAAUAUGUUGUUAACGUGUUUUCAGUGGUAGAAGAUGAAAGCAGCGAACCUCUAAUCGGCAGUGAAACAACCUUGCCAAUGUCUUCAGUUAGAAACCUGUAUGUUUAUGACAUUGGAUCAACUUCCAUGCGAGUGAGAUGGGAACCUGUCAAUGGAGCUACAGGUUACUUGUUAACAUAUGAACCAGUGAAUGCCACAGUCCCAGCCACAGAGAAAGAGAUGCGUGUUGGACCAUCAGUGAAUGAGGUUCAGCUGGUAGACCUCAUCCCCAAUACUGAGUACACUUUAACAGCUCAUGUAUUGUUUGGUGAUAUCACCAGUGACCCACUCACCUCCCAGGAAGUGACAUUACCUUUGCCUGGACCAAGAGGCUUAACAAUUAGGGAUGUUACUCACAGCAGCAUGAAUGUCCUCUGGGAUCCUGCUCCAGGGAAGGUUCGAAAAUACAUCCUAAGAUACAAAGUAGCUGAUGAAGCUGACAUAAAGGAGGUGGAAAUUGACAGACUCAAAACCAGCACCACUCUUUCUGACCUUUCCUCCCAAAGACUGUAUAAUGUAAAAGUUGUUGCUGUGUAUGAUGAAGGGGAAUCUCUACCAAUAGUUGCAGAAGCUGUCACUCAGCCUGUGCCAGCACCAGUCAAUCUCAGAAUCACAGAUGUAACAAAGCACAGUUUCAGAGGAACUUGGGAUCAUGGAGCUCCAGAUGUCUCUCUAUAUAGAAUAACCUGGGGACCCUAUGGAAGAUCAGAAAAACAGGAGACCAUCUUAAAUGGGGAUGACAACAGUCUGGUCUUUGAAAAUCUGGAUCCAGAUACAUUGUAUGAAGUCUCAGUUACUGCCAUCUAUCCUGAUGAAUCAGAAAGCGAUGACCUGAUUGGCAGUGAACGAACAUUACCCUUGGUACCUAUAACCACACCAGCCCCAAAGAGUGGCCCACGAAACCUUCAGGUAUACAAUGCAACGUCACACAGUUUGACUGUAAAGUGGGAUCCUGCCAGUGGUCGAAUACAGAGAUACAAGAUCAUUUACCAGCCUAUCAGUGGAGAUGGCCCUGAACAGUCGACUAUGGUAGGUGGGCGGCAGAACAGUGUAGUGAUACAGAAGCUGCAGCCUGACACACCAUACGCUAUCACUGUGUCCUCAAUGUACGCAGAUGGUGAAGGGGGGCGAAUGACAGGCCGAGGCAGAACCAAACCUCUCACUACUGUGAAGAAUGUGCUAGUUUAUGACCCAACCACCAGUACUCUGAAUGUUCGAUGGGAUCAUGCAGAAGGAAAUCCUCGCCAGUACAAAGUGUUUUAUGGGCCUACAGCUGGAGGUGCAGAAGAAAUGACCACAGUACCCGGAAAUACAAACUAUGUCAUCCUGAGAACUCUUGAACCCAACACACCUUACACUGUAACUGUGGUUCCAGUUUUUCCAGAAGGGGAUGGUGGACGUACGUCUGACACCGGAAGAACUUUGGAGAGAGGAACACCAAGAAACAUUCAAGUUUACAAUCCCACACCAAACAGCAUGAAUGUCCGUUGGGAACCUGCUCCAGGUCCAGUACAGCAAUACAGAAUUAAUUACUCUUCGCUAUCUGGCCCAAGGCCAUCAGAAUCUAUUGUGGUACCAGGCAACACUCGUGAUGUGAUGCUGGAGCGCUUGACUCCUGACACUGCUUACUCGAUAAACGUUAUAGCUCUGUAUGCGGAUGGAGAAGGAAAUCCAAGUCAAGCACAGGGAAGAACAUUGCCUCGCAGUGGUCCAAGAAAUGUGAGAGUGUUUGAUGAGACCACAAACAGCCUUUCUGUACAAUGGGACCAUGCUGAUGGGCCAGUCCAGCAGUACAGAAUCAUUUAUUCACCCACUGUGGGAGAUCCUAUUGAUGAAUAUACCACAGUUCCUGGGAUAAGGAAUAAUGUAAUACUCCAACCACUGCAAUCAGAUACACCAUAUAAAAUAACUGUUGUGGCUGUGUAUGAAGAUGGUGAUGGUGGACAGCUGACUGGAAAUGGAAGAACCGUUGGCCUGCUUCCACCUCAAAAUAUGUAUAUAACUGAUGAAUGGUAUACACGAUUCAGAGUUUCCUGGGAUCCUUCACCAUCCCCCGUUCUUGGCUAUAAAAUUGUAUAUAAACCCAUGGGUUCAAAUGAUCCCAUGGAGGUUUUUGUGGGAGAAGUGACUUCAUACACCUUGCAUAAUCUGUCUCCCAGUACCACUUAUGAUGUGAAUGUUUAUGCCCAGUAUGACUCUGGAAUGAGCAUACCGUUGACAGAUCAAGGCACUACAUUAUAUUUAAAUGUCAGUGACCUAACAACUUACAAAGUGGGUUGGGAUUCUUUCUGUAUCCGAUGGUCAGCUCACCGGUCAGCAACUUCUUACAGACUAAAGCUGAACCCAGCUGAUGGAUCCAGAGGACAGGAAAUUACAGUCCGUGGCUCAGAAACAAGCCAUUGUUUUACUGGACUCUCACCAGACACAGAAUACAAUGCUACCAUCUUUGUUCAGACCCCUAACCUUGAGGGACCUCCAGUCUCUCUGAGGGAGCAUACAGUUGUCAAACCUACAGAGGCACCAACUCCACCGCCCACACCUCCUCCACCUCCCACAAUCCCUCCAGCUCGGGAUGUAUGCAGAGGUGCCAAAGCAGACAUAGUAUUUUUGACUGAUGCUUCCUGGAGUAUUGGUGAUGACAACUUCAAUAAAGUAGUAAAAUUUGUUUUUAAUACAGUAGGAGCCUUCGACUUGAUUAAUCCUGCUGGAAUACAGGUUUCAUUUGUGCAGUACAGUGACGAAGCAAAAUCUGAGUUUAAACUGAAUACAUUUGAUGACAAGGCCCAAGCCCUGGGAGCUCUUCAAAAUAUUCAGUACAGAGGAGGAAACACACGGACAGGCAAAGCACUAACAUUUAUCAAAGAAAAGGUUUUGACUUGGGAGAGUGGCAUGAGGCGAGGUGUUCCCAAGGUACUUGUUGUUGUCACAGAUGGUCGAUCACAGGAUGAAGUGAGGAAAGCAGCAACAGUCAUACAGCACUCUGGCUUCAGCAUCUUUGUGGUUGGUGUGGCUGAUGUGGAUUACAAUGAGCUGGCCAAGAUUGCCAGCAAGCCCAGUGAGCGUCAUGUAUUUAUUGUUGAUGAUUUUGAUGCAUUCGAAAAAAUUCAAGAUAACCUUGUCACCUUUGUGUGUGAGACUGCUACCUCAACAUGUCCACUUAUUUACUUGGAAGGAUACACUUCACCUGGUUUCAAGAUGUUGGAAUCAUAUAAUCUAACAGAGAAGCAUUUUGCUUCUGUACAAGGAGUAUCACUGGAAUCAGGCUCUUUCCCAAGCUAUGUAGCAUAUAGGCUCCACAAAAAUGCUUUUGUCAGCCAGCCAAUACGGGAGAUUCACCCAGAGGGAUUGCCACAGUCGUACACUAUCAUUAUGUUAUUCCGUCUUCUGCCGGAAUCCCCCAACGAGCCUUUUGCAAUUUGGCAGAUUACAGACAGAGAUUACAAACCACAAGUUGGAGUUGUGCUUGAUCCUGCCAGCAAAGUGUUGUCAUUCUUUAACAAGGAUACAAGGGGAGAGGUUCAAACUGUAACUUUUGAUAAUGAUGAAGUCAAGAAAAUCUUUUAUGGAAGCUUCCAUAAGGUCCAUAUUGUUGUAACUUCAUCAAGUGUUAAGAUUUACAUUGACUGCAGUGAAAUACUGGAAAAACCAAUUAAGGAGGCUGGGAACAUCACAACUGAUGGCUAUGAAAUACUUGGAAAACUUAUGAAAGGUGACCGGAGAUCAGCGACAUUAGAAAUCCAGAAUUUUGACAUUGUAUGCAGUCCAGUUUGGACUAGCAGAGACAGAUGUUGUGAUCUUCCUUCUAUGAGAGAUGAAGCAAAAUGCCCAGCUCUUCCAAAUGCUUGUACCUGUACUCAAGACAGCGUGGGACCUCCAGGACCCCCAGGACCAGCUGGUGGUCCAGGUGCUAAAGGUCCCAGAGGCGAAAGGGGUUUGACUGGAUCAUCUGGGCCACCUGGUCCUCGUGGUGAGACAGGUCCACCCGGCCCUCAAGGUCCACCAGGUCCGCAAGGUCCCAAUGGGCUGUCAAUCCCAGGAGAACCGGGUCGUCAAGGAAUGAAAGGUGAUGCUGGCCAGCCUGGACUACCAGGACGAUCAGGAACCCCAGGUUUACCUGGACCACCUGGCCCAAUGGGACCUCCAGGUGAAAGGGGUUUCACAGGAAAAGAUGGUCCCACAGGUCCCAGAGGCCCACCAGGACCAGCGGGUGCCCCAGGAGUUCCAGGAGUUGCUGGCCCAAGUGGAAAACCAGGGAAACCAGGAGAUCGUGGGACACCAGGUUCACCUGGAAUGAAGGGAGAAAAAGGUGACAGAGGUGACAUUGCUUCUCAGAACAUGAUGCGAGCAGUUGCAAGACAAGUUUGUGAACAAUUGAUAAAUGGCCAAAUGAGCCGGUUCAAUCAAAUGCUGAAUCAAAUCCCGAACGAUUAUUAUUCAAACCGUAAUCAGCCAGGGCCACCAGGACCACCUGGUCCCCCAGGAGCUGCUGGGACAAGAGGAGAGCCUGGACCUGGAGGAAGACCAGGAUUCCCAGGACCUCCUGGGGUCCAAGGACCACCUGGUGAAAGAGGAAUGCCUGGAGAGAAAGGUGAAAGAGGGACUGGAUCUCAAGGACCACGAGGUUUGCCAGGACCACCUGGUCCACAAGGAGAAUCUAGAACUGGUCCACCAGGCUCCACAGGAUCACGAGGACCACCAGGGCCUCCAGGUCGUCCUGGGAAUGCGGGUAUUCGAGGUCCUCCAGGGCCACCUGGAUAUUGUGAUUCAUCCCAGUGUGCUAGCAUCCCUUACAAUGGCCAAGGAUUCCCAGAACAAGGUUGAAUUCUCCAUGUUUCUCUUGAAAAAUAAAAAGAAUGCUGUGGCUGGCAAUUUCCGUGUGUCUCUUUUUGAGCAAUGUCAGGAUUAUUUAUACCAAAUUUAUACCUGAAAUCAAAAUUUCCCACAAAGGAAAUCCAUUCAGUGAUACAAUGCAGACAACUGAAAAACACCACUGUCCUACAAUUUCUACCGAGUUAAACACCAUGGAGUCUCUGAUUAGCCCUGGGUCAUACCAGCCUUCCUCUCUGUGAUGAAUCUUAAAACAUUAGGCUGCAUCUGCAAUCCAGGGUCACAGCGGCCACCAAUUUCUGACUGGAAAUAUUCCAAUAUAUUUUAACAUGGGGAUCCUGCAGGACCACAGUGUUGUUAACAAAUUAAUAUGUAUGCAUUGCAACAUCUCAAAAUUAGUGUAUGUGAUACUACUAUUGAAUAUGGUUUGCUGUUAGUGUAUUGUGCAUGUACCCAUGAAAAGAAAAAAAAAAAGAUAUAUAUAUAUAUGUACACACUUGCAGACUCAGUGCUGAUGGUUAAAGAGCCAGGUGGUUGUGGAGAUCUCACAAAAUUCAUAUUUAAAUGAAAACGAAAGAAAAUUGUGCCUGUGAUUCAACAGUGUUCUCCUUUCUAGUAAUCAGCUAUGUAUACAUAUAUAGAUAUAUGCCUAUGAAUUAACUGUUAUGUAUUUAGUUGGAUGAAAGUAUGUUUUUGCACAUCAGAUGGACUUUUUAAAAGACUAACAUCAUCUUUGACCUGUUUCAGGUUUCGGCUAACACAUUUUCUAAGUCGCCAGUGCUGCUUACAAUUUGAAUACAUGAAAAUCCUGUUUCUGAGAUGUUUGCGCACGUGCUUAUUAGAAAAUGAGUCCGUAUGGAUAUUUCACCACGGAUAUGGUUUUUGAACCAUGUUGGCCUGAUAGAAUGAAUGGGGAGAUUCUUUUUACUAACACAACUUGUGAAUGAGAUAAAGGACAGUGAUGCCAUUUCAUUAAGCCUGUUGCAUUUCGAUAAUAAAAUAGUCAGUCUUUCUUUUUUAAAAAAAGACCCAGACCAUCAAAAGUCUCACUGGUGAAGGAGGCUUAUAAAACUACUAACCAGCAAAGGUAAUGCCAAUAGAAGAGACAGAUUUAACCUGGUAAAUGAGAAAUGAUUUAUGUAAAUAGUAAACUAAUUGUGGCUUGUAAAUGAUUUGUAUGGGACUGUACCCACUAAAAUCUGUUAACAACUCUAUGUGAUGCUUUUGCAUAAAAGCCUGCUGCUGCUUGCUAUAUGCCAGAAUAACAUCUUUGACAACUUAAGAAAUCUACCUGUCUGUUGCUUGUUACCAACAUGUCUGAAUCGGGGCAUGUGCCUUUUUUAUAUGUAAUCUUGUUGGAUUCUGUAACUGCAAAUACAAAAGUUUUAUGAUUAUAUUUCUUCUGUUUUGCUGUAGUUUUUGGUGUUCCUGAAGCACCAGCUGUAACUCGGUUUGUUACGAGGAACAGCACGAGAAAAUGACAUGUACUGUAUAUUGCCGCUGGUGAUAGUUAUGUGUACACUUUCCCAUUCUCAGAGAAAAUUAGUAUAUGCCAAACCCACCUGUUCAUUUUGCCUGCUCCAUGUGUUCUAUUAAUUACAUAGUCUAAAAUAAAGUCCAGUGCUUUGAUUUACUGAAGUAGCUGUAAAAUAAUAAUUUUAUUUGAUUUGCCUUUUUUUUUUUUUUUAACAAUAACUGGUCCCUUGCAUAAUUUAAGACUCUUUCUGCGCUGUUUUGUGUAUUAUAAAUACAAAGCCUUUCACAAUUAAUUUUAAACUUAUUAUUUUACUGCCAAAAAAUAUUCAUGAACAAAACUGAAAGCACCCCCAGUGAACUAUUAAUUUAUAUAUUUAUUUUAUGGAAAUAAGAUUGGACUAACAUUAUGUAGAAAAACUAACUUUCGUUGUAUUUGUGGAUUCAAAGACAUGCGAUAACUAUAAUGUUCAAUCGGACAACUAUUUUCAACCAGAACCAUAUGUGCCUGAAAGUGGACCCUAUCAACCUGAAGGUGAACCCUUCAUAGUACCUAUGGAGUCAGAAAGGAGAGAGGACGAGUAUGAGGACUAUGGAGUUGAAAUGCAUUCACCAGAAUACCCUGAGCACAUGCGCUGGAAAAGAUCGCUGUCAAGAAAAGCAAAACCAAAGCCAUAAAAGAUCCGUGUCUUGUUUUGGUUUUUUUGGUUGGUGGUUUUUGUCUUUGCUAUACUUGCAUUUGCAGAUACACACAGGGAGAGUGCAUUGUUCCUUCUGCAUUCUAGCUUUCCGGUCUUUUCAUAUCAGACGCACCCUUGUUUUGUAUCUUGCUCGUGUGAGGGUAGCAAUACGUGUAACUAGAGACUUCAUAUUGCUCUGGAAAUGCUUGUAAAAUACUUUUGCUUUUAGUGGCUGCAUACAGGUUAAUAUGUGUGUUCAGUUAUCCCAGUGCUGCCUUUUCAUUAAAAUAAUGUAAAAACAAAUUAAAAAAAAAAAAGAAAGAAAACCAAAAAAACAAAACAAAAAUAACCACAGAGCUGCUGCAAAUUUUCUGAGGACUGUCUGCUUUAGCUCUACAUUUUUCUUCUUUUUCACAUGCAUGUUUGCAGUUCAGUCAGAUCACAGGUCUGCAUUAUGUAGUUAAAAAAGGAAGAAGCCAAAAAAAUAUUUCUCUCUCCUUUCAAUAUCAUUGUCAUUUUCUUCUAUUCUUAGUUACACUUUGUAGAGCAUAUACUGCUCUUAUACAUCUCCUUUAAACACCACAAACAUUAAGUAGCUGAAAUUGUUGUAUCAACUGGAUACAGUUUAAUAAUGCCUGAAAUCUCCUUGUUUGUAGACACAGUAACAUUUAUGCCAAAUUGCAGUCAAUCCUGCAGAGAUGGAAUUGCAUGUUUAUGUUGUAUAUUUAGUAUGGAUUUUUUUUUUUUCCAGAAUACGAUGUUUCUUAGUUAUCAAAAGCAGUUGGAAAUUGUUUGCAAGACUAUGGAUAUAGAAUUGCUGCUUUUAUAUUUUAACUGCAAAUUGUGAAUUUCACUGCCUUAUAUUAUUUAUUUCUGAAAUGAAAGAGGCAUUUUUCAAUAAAACUACUGAAAAUUU